Molecule: messenger RNA, 294 nt
Organism: Peronospora matthiolae
Lineage: Eukaryota; Oomycota; Peronosporomycetes; Peronosporales; Peronosporaceae
Source: the annotation of a GenBank genome assembly
AUGAGCAAGAAUCUGCUUUCGGUACCGCAGAUCAACAAGCACGGCAAGUUUCAAGUCGUGUUCGACGGGACCAAGAUGUUUGUCGCUCGCAAAGGAUCGCAACAAGUGGUGACAACUGCAGAUCUUGUGGAUGGCCUUUAUUGGCUUCACACAGCUCAUCGAUCGGCCAAUGCGACAACAAACGGAAGCAACGGUGUCGACUUACAUGCGCGGAUGGGACACGCUCCAGCUGAUGUGCUUCGCAAAAUGGUGGCCACGAACAUGAUCAAGGAUGUGAAGGUACCUCUCAAGUAA